Molecule: messenger RNA, 7589 nt
Organism: Ziziphus jujuba (common jujube)
Lineage: Eukaryota; Viridiplantae; Streptophyta; Magnoliopsida; Rosales; Rhamnaceae
Product: calpain-type cysteine protease DEK1
Exons: 32
Coding region: 427-6909 (2160 amino acids)
Biological process (GO): proteolysis
Cellular component (GO): cytoplasm
Molecular function (GO): calcium-dependent cysteine-type endopeptidase activity
Source: RefSeq, a predicted model, not a curated record
GUCUAAAAAGUGAUUUUAUUUUAUUUUAUUUUUCACUCCAACAGUUUCAAGUUCACACAACCAACACAGCAGAUAGCAGUAGGGUUUUAAUCUUUACUCUUUCUCUACCCCCUUCUAUCUCUCUGUGAAACAAUCUGAGAGAAAACCAAAGAAAAGAUAAAGUCAAGCCAUAACCAAACAAGCCCUGGUAUUUCCACCCCCUUCUGUUCUUUGACCCAAAAAAAAAAAAAAAAAACCUAGCUUUUAACUUUCCUCUUAUUCAGUUCUUCCUUUACUUUCACACCACAUGCCAAGCUCAAAUUUUUAUUCCCAACCCUAGUUGCAGACUUCAAAACCCAUUUAUAAAAUGACUUAUUUGAGCUGAAUUUAACAUCAUGAUGUUCCCAUUCCAGGCCACUACAUUAUAGUUGAUGAGAGAGGGAAGCCAUGGAAGGCGAUGAGCAUCACGUGCUGUUGGCGUGCGUAAUUUCGGGAGCCCUUUUCUCGGUUUUAGGUUCGGCUUCCUUUUCUAUUCUAUGGGCUGUGAAUUGGAGGCCAUGGAGGAUUUAUAGUUGGAUUUUUGCCAGAAAAUGGCCGCAUAUCUUGCAAGGACCUCAGCUGGAUGUAUUAUGUGGUUUUCUGUCUCUCUCUGCGUGGACAAUAGUUAUCUCUCCAGUUGUGGUACUUAUUAUAUGGGGAUGCUGGUUAAUUGUGAUAUUGGGCCGAGAUAUAAUUGGUCUGGCUGUGAUAAUGGCUGGUACCGCUCUUCUGUUGGCUUUCUAUUCAAUUAUGCUUUGGUGGAGAACACAAUGGCAAAGCUCAAGGGCUGUUGCUAUUCUUCUUCUUCUGGCUGUUGCCCUUCUUUGUGCAUACGAACUUUGUGCUGUGUAUGUUACAGCUGGUUCAAAAGCAUCUCAGCGGUAUUCGCCUUCUGGUUUCUUUUUUGGUGUCUCAGCAAUUUCCUUGGCAAUCAACAUGCUCUUCAUAUGUAGAAUGGUGUUUAAUGGGAAUGGCUUAGAUGUGGAUGAGUAUGUGAGGAAGGCAUACAAAUUUGCAUAUUCUGAUUGUAUUGAAGUGGGUCCUGUGGCUUGUUUACCAGAACCUCCAGACCCUAAUGAGUUAUAUCCUCGACAAUCUAGCAGGGCUUCACAUCUUGGACUUCUCUACCUUGGCUCACUUGUAGUACUUCUCAUUUACUCAAUCUUAUAUGGUAUGACUGCAACCGAAGCACGUUGGCUAGGAGCGAUUACAUCAGCUGCUGUCAUCAUUCUUGAUUGGAACAUGGGGGCUUGCUUAUAUGGGUUCCAGCUCCUUAAAAGUCGUGUUGCUGCACUAUUUGUCGCUGGCACAUCUCGGGUCUUCCUUAUUUGCUUUGGGGUUCAUUACUGGUACCUGGGACAUUGCAUUAGUUAUGCGGUUGUAGCAUCCGUGCUAUUAGGGGCUGCUGUUUCUCGUCAUUUAUCAGUCACAAAUCCAUUAGCUGCAAGAAGAGAUGCCCUGCAGAGUACUGUUAUCCGCCUCAGAGAGGGAUUUCGUAGGAAAGAGCAAAACAGUUCAUCAAGUUCAUCUGAAGGUUGUGGCUCAAGCAUGAAACGCAGUAGUAGUGUUGAAGCAGGUCCUCUCAGUAAUGUUAUUGAGGCAAGCCACAGGUGCACAACACAAUGCCCAGUUGAUGCUAAUAACUGGAAUAAUGUUCUAUGUCGAACAGCAAGUUUGCAUGAGGGGAUAAAUAGUGAUAAGAGCUUAGAAAGUGGAAGGCCAAGUUUAGCAUUGCGUAGUAGUUCUUGCCGUUCAGUAAUUCAAGAGCCUGAAGUGGGAACGUCCUUUACCGAUAAAAACUUAGAUCACAACAACUCCUUGAUGGUUUGUUCUAGUAGUGGUCUUGAAAGUCAAGGCUGUGAAUCUAGCACAUCAAAUUCUGCAAACCAACAUACUUUAGAUUUGAACUUAGCUCUUGCCUUGCAAGAAAGGUUGAAUGACCCUAGGAUUACAUCUAUGUUGAAGCGAAGGGCGAGACAAGGUGACCGUGAACUGGCUAGUCUUUUGCAGGACAAAGGAUUAGAUCCUAACUUUGCUAUGAUGUUGAAGGAGAAGAGCUUGGAUCCAACCAUCCUAGCAUUACUUCAGAGAAGUAGUUUGGAUGCUGAUAGAGAUCAUCGUGAUAACACUGACAUCACCAUUAUUGAUUCCAACAGUGUUGAGAAUGCUUUGCCCAAUCAAAUUUCUUUAUCUGAAGAACUGAGACUUCAUGGGCAUGAAAAAUGGCUUCAAUUCGCCAGACUUGUUUUGCAUCAUAUAGCAGGUACCCCAGAGCGAGCAUGGGUUCUCUUCAGUUUUGUUUUCAUUGUUGAAACAGUUGUUGUGGCAAUUUUCCGUCCAAAGACAAUCAGAAUAAUUAAUGCCAGCCACCAACAGUUUGAAUUUGGCCUUGCGGUGUUGCUGUUAUCUCCUGUUGUCUGUGCAAUAAUGGCUUUUCUCCGGUCACUUCAAGCUGAAGAAAUGACUACGUCCUCAAAACCUCGCAAGUAUGGUUUUGUUGCUUGGCUGCUUAGCACUUGUGUUGGGCUGUUGCUUUCAUUCUUGAGCAAAUCAUCAGUUCUUCUUGGGUUAUCCUUGACUGUCCCUCUUAUGGUGGCAUGCCUUUCUGUUGCUAUUCCUAUAUGGAUCCAUAAUGGCUACCAGUUUAGGUUUCCCCUAUUACAAUGCGGAGGUCCGGAUGGGAACCAUCAAACCCCUGGAAGAAAAGAGGGCGUUGUCCUUAUCAUUUGUGUAGCAGUAUUCACGGCAUCAGUAUUAGCGCUUGGUACAAUAGUGUCUUUCAAGCCUUUGGAUGAUUUAAGAUACAAGGGAUUGACUGGAGAGCAGAAUGGCUUUAACUCUCCAUAUGCAUCAUCUGUGUACCUUGGCUGGGCUAUGGCCUCUGCAGUUGCUCUGGUUGUUACUGGUGUUCUCCCAAUUGUUUCAUGGUUUGCAACUUAUAGAUUCUCCCUGUCUUCUGCUGUGUGUGUUGGGAUAUUCACAGUUGUCCUUUUGUCAUUUUGUGGUGCAUCCUACUUGGAGGUUGUAAAGUCUAGAGAUGACCAAGUUCCAACGGAGGGUGACUUCCUUGCUGCUUUACUUCCUUUGAUGUGUAUUCCAGCACUGCUAUCUCUUUGCUCUGGGUUGCAUAAAUGGAAAGAUGAUGAUUGGAUACUUUCUCAUGGUGUAUAUAUCUUUGUUACUAUUGGUCUUCUUCUUCUGCUUGGUGCGAUAGCAGCUGUCAUAGUUGUAAUUAAACCUUGGACGAUUGGUGUGUCAUUCCUUUUAGUUCUUCUCUUGAUUGUACUAGCUAUUGGUGCUAUCCACCACUGGGCUUCAAACAAUUUCUAUUUGACAAGGACCCAGAUGUUUUUUGUUUGUUUCCUCGCUUUCCUUCUGGCUUUGGCAGCAUUUCUUGUUGGAUGGUUUGAAGACAAACCGUUUGUUGGAGCAUCUGUUGGUUAUUUUUCGGUAUUGUUUCUUCUUGCUGGGAGGGCAUUGACUGUUCUUCUGUCACCUCCUAUUGUUGUCUAUUCUCCAAGAGUUCUCCCUGUAUAUGUCUAUGAUGCCCAUGCUGAUUGUGGAAAGAAUGUCAGUCCUGCAUUUCUGAUGCUUUAUGGAAUUGCUUUAGCAACUGAAGGAUGGGGUGUUGUUGCAAGUUUGAAAAUUUAUCCUCCAUUUGCUGGUGCUGCUGUUUCAGCAAUUACCCUUGUUGUGGCCUUUGGUUUUGCUGUUUCUCGUCCUUGCUUGACUCUAAAGACGAUGGAAGAUGCAGUGCACUUUCUAAGCAAGGAAACCAUUGUUCAAGCUAUUGCUAGAUCUGCCACCAAGACCAGAAAUGCUUUAUCUGGUACUUAUUCAGCACCACAGAGGUCUGCCAGUUCAGCUGCUCUUUUAGUUGGAGACCCUACAAUUAUGCGUGAUAGGGCAGGGAAUUUUGUUCUUCCAAGAGCAGAUGUCAUGAAACUGAGAGAUCGUUUAAGAAAUGAGGAAUUAGUUGCAGGUUCCUGCUUCUGCAAAAUGAGGUAUGGUAGGACUUUCCACCGUGAGCCAACAAACGAUGUUGAUCACAGAAGAAAAAUGUGUGCUCAUGCACGGAUUUUGACUUUGGAAGAGGCAAUUGAUACUGAAUGGGUUUAUAUGUGGGAUAAGUUUGGAGGUUAUCUACUUCUUUUGCUUGGUUUAACUGCUAAGGCGGAGAGAGUGCAGGAUGAGGUUCGGUUGAGACUUUUUCUUGAUAGCAUAGGGUUUUCAGACCUAAGUGCAAAGAAAAUAAAGAAAUGGAUGCCAGAGGACCGAAGGCAGUUUGAGAUUAUUCAAGAGAGUUACAUAAGAGAAAAGGAGAUGGAAGAGGAACUUCUAAUGCAGCGACGUGAAGAGGAAGGGAGAGGUAAAGAAAGAAGAAAGGCUCUCCUGGAGAAGGAAGAACGUAAGUGGAAGGAGAUAGAGGCUUCUCUCAUUUCUUCUAUUCCUAAUGCUGGCAGCAGGGAAGCAUCAGCUAUGGCUGCUGCUGUCCGUGCUGUGGGAGGUGAUUCUGUUCUUGAUGAUUCUUUUGCACGAGAAAGAGUUUCAAACAUUGCACGCCGGAUACGCACUACCCAGUUAGCUCGUCGAGCUCUUCAGACGGGAGUUUUGGGUGCUGUAUGUGUUCUUGAUGAUGAACCAACGACAAGUGGCAGACAUUGUGGCCAGAUUGAUCCUGGCUUAUGUCAAACUCAGAAGGUUAGCUUUUCCAUUGCAGUGAUGAUUCAACCCGAGUCAGGGCCAGUUUGCCUAUUAGGUACUGAGUUUCAGAAGAAAGUUUGCUGGGAAAUCUUGGUUGCUGGUUCUGAGCAAGGUAUUGAAGCAGGACAAGUGGGGCUGAGAUUGAUCACUAAAGGUGAUAGACAAACUACAGUCGCAAAGGAGUGGAGCAUCAGUGCUGCUAGUAUUGCAGAUGGAAGGUGGCACAUGGUAACGAUGACAAUUGAUGCCGAUUUAGGAGAGGCAACUUGCUAUUUAGAUGGUGGUUUUGAUGGCUAUCAGACUGGUUUACCAUUGCGUGUGGGUAACAGUAUUUGGGAUCAAGGGACGGAAGUUUGGGUUGGUGUUAGACCACCUACAGAUAUGGAUGCAUUUGGGAGGUCUGAUAGUGAAGGAGCUGAGUCUAAGAUGCAUGUAAUGGAUGUUUUCCUAUGGGGAAGAUGCUUAACUGAAGAUGAGAUUGCUGCCCUUCAUGCUGCUAUUGGCUCAACUGAGUUUGGUAUGGUAGAUUUUCCUGAAGAUAAUUGGCAGUGGACAGAUUCACCGCCCAGGGUUGAUGAAUGGGAUAGUGAUCCUGCGGAUGUAGAUCUCUAUGAUAGGGAUGAUGUAGAUUGGGAUGGACAAUACUCAAGUGGGAGGAAAAGAAGGUCAGAACGUGAAGGGGUGUUGAUUGAUAUGGAUUCUUUUGCUAGGAAGUUUAGGAAACCUAGGAUGGAGACUCAAGAAGAGAUCAACCAGAGAAUGCUUUCAGUUGAAUUGGCUGUCAAAGAAGCCCUCUCCGCAAGGGGAGAACUACACUUUACUGAUCAGGAGUUUCCACCAAAUGAUCAUUCAUUAUUUAUGGAUCCGGAUAAUCCUCCCUCAAAGUUACAAGUUGUCUCUCAGUGGAUGAGGCCAGCUGAUAUCGUAAAAGAGAGUCGACUUGAUGUUCACCCAUGCUUAUUUUCUGGGGCUGCCAAUCCUUCUGAUGUUUGUCAGGGUCGGUUAGGUGAUUGUUGGUUUCUUAGUGCUGUUGCUGUUUUGACGGAGGUUUCACGAAUAUCAGAAGUGAUUAUUACUCCGGAAUACAAUGAGGAAGGGAUCUAUACUGUCCGUUUCUGUAUUCAGGGUGAGUGGGUACCUGUUGUUGUCGAUGAUUGGAUUCCAUGUGAAACACCGGGUAAACCAGCAUUUGCUACUAGUAGGAAAGGUUACGAGCUAUGGGUCUCCAUAUUGGAGAAGGCAUAUGCCAAAUUGCAUGGUUCUUAUGAAGCAUUAGAAGGUGGUCUUGUUCAGGAUGCUCUUGUAGACCUUACUGGUGGUGCUGGUGAGGAGAUUGAUAUGAGGAGUGCCCAGGCCCAGAUUGAUCUUGCGAGCGGUAGACUGUGGUCCCAAUUGUUGCGAUACAAACAAGAAGGAUUUCUACUUGGUGCUGGUAGUCCAUCAGGGUCAGAUGUGCAUAUUUCCUCCAGUGGGAUUGUGCAAGGGCAUGCAUACUCAUUACUGCAGGUUAGAGAGGUAGAUGGCCACAAACUUAUUCAGAUUCGAAAUCCAUGGGCCAAUGAAGUUGAGUGGAAUGGCCCUUGGUCUGACUCAUCACCUGAAUGGACCGAUAGGAUUAAGCACAAGUUAAAGCAUGUUCCUCAGUCAAAAGACGGCAUAUUCUGGAUGUCAUGGCAAGACUUUCAGAUUCAUUUCCGAUCUAUAUAUGUUUGUCGAAUCUACCCCCGGGAGAUGCGCUACUCUGUUCAUGGCCAAUGGCGAGGCUACAGUGCUGGUGGCUGCCAAGAUUAUGAUACAUGGCACCAAAAUCCACAGUUCCGACUGAGGGCUACUGGGCCAGAUGCAUCAUUUCCUAUUCAUGUAUUUAUUACACUGACUCAGGGUGUGAGCUUCUCAAGGACAGUAGCUGGUUUUAGAAAUUAUCAAUCCAGUCAUGAUUCAAUGAUGUUUUACAUUGGUAUGAGGAUACUUAAAACACGUGGCCGCCGUGCUGCUUACAAUAUCUACCUACAUGAAUCAGUUGGUGGAACAGAUUAUGUUAAUUCUCGAGAAAUAUCUUGUGAAAUGGUUUUGGAGCCUGAUCCUAAAGGUUACACAAUAGUACCUACAACCAUACACCCUGGGGAAGAAGCUCCAUUUGUUCUCUCUGUUUUUACCAAAGCAUCAAUAUCCCUGGAAGCCUUGUAGUUUAGCAGAGUUAGCUUUCCAGUUAGUUUUUCUCCUUUGGGCUGAGAUUGCAUAUGUGCAAAAUUUUGAGAUGCUGGGGCUGUAUAUGGCCGAGGUACACUUGCAGGCAAAUUAUGUUGGCUGCCUAGCCAUACACUAAAUCAUGAGAUGCAUAGCUGUGUUUGUCCAUUCCUGACAGGGUACACGCUGACCUUAUUCUCAGCUGCAAGGAUGGCCUCGGGGUUAGCCAUUUAUUCAAAGAGCAAUAACCACUCUAAUUUUGGAUUGACAUCGCGCCGAGAAGUGUGCAAGCUGCCAAUUUCAGAUGAGCGCUAACACCUUCACCCUAACACCUUCACAGACGAGGCUGCUACACAUGGAAAUCCAGCUUGUGGAAACUAGAAGACUCCACCUUAUUCCUCCUCUCUGUUAGAUCAUUUAGAUGUUGGCAUCAAGAGGGUGCUCGGUGGAUUAUAAUUGUACAUAAAAAUUGUCGUAUGGAGUAUAGGUUUCAUCAUGUAAAUGAGAGCAAAAGAAAGCAAUAGAAAAAAUAAUUAGUAACCUUUAGUUCUAGGGGACAAAAAAAGAAAAGCAAUGCAGCUGGGAUUGCGUGUUGUUUCAGCUGCAAUUUUGAGAUGCCUGUAAUUGGAACCAUGAAUCAUUUGUAUGUUACAUUUAUAUAGAAAAUUAUUUGUUUACUA